CCUGAUUCUAUAUUCCCCAUUCCAAAGCUAUAUAUCACUACCCAAACACCCCAUCAUCCCAGCCCACCAACACAAAUACUCUCAAACACCAGACACCAGACACCAGACACCAAACAAGCCUCAAUCCCACCACAUAAGCAACCUCCCACACCCAAAACCAAAACCAAGAUGUCCACCCUCCAACCCCUAAAGCUCUACGGCGACCGCCCAGGCCCCAACCCCGUAAAAGUGCUCAUCCUCCUCAAUGAGCUCUCACUCCCCUACACAAUCGAAACCGUCCCCUUCAGCGAAGUCAAAUCCCCGCCCUACCUAUCCGUCAACCCCAACGGCCGCCUCCCAACCCUCCACGACCCGAACACAGGCCUCACGAUCUGGGAAUCUGGCGCCAUAAUCGAGUACCUCGUUGACCGGUACGACACCGCCCGCCGUCUCAGCUUCGAGCCGGGGACGCACGACUUCUACCUCGCGAAGCAGUGGCUGCAUUUCCAGAUGUCCGGACAGGGCCCGUACUACGGGCAGAUGGUGUGGUUUAAGAAGUUCCAUGCGGAGCAGCUUCCCAGUGCCGUGGAGCGGUAUGUCAAGGAGGUGAAUCGCGUUACGGGGGUUCUGGAGGGGUGGUUGGAGAAGCAGGCUGAGGGUGAGAGCGGAGGGGAUGGGCCGUGGCUUGUUGGGGGGAAGUUGUCGUAUGUGGAUUUGGCGUUUGUGCCGUGGCAGAGGAUCCCUGGUGCGGUUGUUGGUGUGGAGGAUUUUGAUCUGGAGAAGUUUCCGUUUGUGAAGGGGUGGUUGGGCAGGAUGUUGGAGAGGGAGGCGGUUAGGGUUGCGGUGGAGGACGAGAACAAGUGAGUUGACUUGCUGGGGUGUGGAUACAGG
Messenger RNA from Aspergillus pseudonomiae, 870 nucleotides. RefSeq names its product glutathione S-transferase tpcF (gene tpcF). The record is from RefSeq and is a predicted model, not a curated record. The transcript has a single exon. Bases 169 to 843 code for a protein of 224 amino acids. NCBI's taxonomy places the organism in Eukaryota, Fungi, Ascomycota, Eurotiomycetes, Eurotiales, Aspergillaceae.